CCCCCCCUUUUUGGCCCAAACUGUAUAUGUUAUAAAAAAUUAUCUUUUUUUUUUUGGCUUCAUUAUAUACAAUAUGCCUACAAGAUAUUAUUAAAAAAGGGGAGAAAGGUUUUUCAUUUUCAGAAUCCUUUUUUUUUUCUCUCUCUCUCUUUCAAAAUAUGAAUCAACAAAAAUCAAAGACAUUCAAUUUUGGAUUUCCAAGCAAAAAGAAUAAAGCAGCACAAGAAGAACAAUCUGUGUCAGAAGGGAAAAGAAAGAUAACAGAAAGCAUCGAGAGUUCAAAUAAAAAAUCAAAAACUAUUGACGAUGAAGACGAGUUAUUAGCAAGUGCUGGCUUAGGACCUUCUAUAAGCUCAGCUACAAAAGAAGAGGAAGAAGAAGAAGAUCCUUUAGAUGCAUUUAUGGCAGAUAUGAAUGAAAAGGCAAAAAGUGAAAAAUCAGAACCAAAGAUUCGUAGAGAUGAUAUUGAAGAAGAAGACGAACUUGAGAGUUAUGUACGUCACAUGAAAGAAAAAGGAAUCACCAUUGGAGCGAAUAAUCAACCAUUGCCAGAAAUAGAUGAAAAUGCCAACUCGGAUGAUGAAGUUUAUGCUGCUGCUGCCGCUGUAGAUCGUCUUGAAAAGCAAUUUUACGAUCUUGACGACGACACAGCAACAGCAGCACCCACAAAGAAAGAAAUCGAACCGUUAGCCCGAGUGGAUCACAGCACGAUUGAAUACACUCCUAUUGAAAAGAACUUUUAUGAAGAACAUCCAGAUAUUACUGCAUUAGAUAAUGAACGCGUAAAAGUAUUACAUCAAGAAAUGGGAAUUACUGUCUCGGGAUACAAUGUCCCAAAACCAUGCAUCUCAUUUGCUCAUUUUGGCUUUGAUGAAGACUUGAUGAAUGCUAUUGUUAAAGCAGGUUAUACAGAACCAUCAGCUAUUCAACGACAAGCUAUACCUGCUGCUUUAAGUGGUCGAGAUAUUAUUGGUAUUGCAAAAACGGGAUCAGGGAAAACAGCUGCCUUUGUUCUGCCCAUGUUGGUGCAUAUCAUGGACCAAGAGGAAUUAGUCAAGGGUGAUGGUCCCAUUGGCCUUAUUCUGGCGCCCACACGUGAAUUAGCUGUUCAAAUAUACCAAGAAUCACGAAAGUUUGCUAAAGCUUACGGCCUCAAAGUAGGCGCUGUUUAUGGUGGCGCAUCGAAAUUGGACCAAUUCAAAGACCUUCGUAGUGGAACCAUUGAGAUUUUGGUAGCAACACCAGGUCGACUGAUUGAUAUGAUCAAGAUGAAAGCUACAAAUUUGAAACGGGUUAGUUAUCUUGUAUUAGAUGAGGCUGAUCGUAUGUUUGAUCUUGGGUUUGAGCCUCAAGUGAGAUCAAUUUGUGAUAACGUCAGACCAGAUAGACAAACUUUACUUUUCAGUGCAACUUUCCAAAAGCGUAUAGAACGUUUAGCUCGUAAUGUCACUUCAGAUCCUGUUCGCAUUAACGUUGGUACGACUGGUCAAGCAAAUGAAGAUAUCACACAGAUUGUUGAAGUAUUUGUUGAUGACACUUGGAAAUGGGAUUGGCUUAUGAGAAGAUUAGCUGGAUUCUGUAUAGAGGGAAGUGUUAUCAUUUUUGUCAGCAGAAAAGAUUCAGUAGAUAGUCUGGCAUCCAGUAUCCAACAAAACGGAUAUCAAUGCGUUGCUUUACAUGGUGAUCUACAACAAUAUGAAAGAGAAAAAGUGCUUAGAGAAUUUAAGCAAAACAAGGCUCAAGUGUUGGUUGCAACAGACGUUGCAGCAAGAGGUCUUGAUAUUAAAUCAGUAAAGAUUGUCAUCAACUAUGAAGUGGCUCACGAUAUUGAUUCACAUACACAUCGUGUUGGACGUACGGGACGAGCAGGUGAAAAGGGUACAGCCUAUACAUUGAUUACACAAAAAGAAGAUCGGUUUGCCGGUGAACUCGUACGGCAUCUAGAAACAUCCGGACAGGCUGUUCCUUCUGAACUGCUAAACUUGGCCAUGAAGAACUCGAGAUUCCGCGAUGCUCGAUUGGGUAGAAGAGGAAGAGGUGGAAGAGGUCGUCGGGGAAGAGGACGCGGUAAUGCUAAUCAUACACCCAUCGUGCCGAGGAAUACAGCUGGUGUUGGAUAUCAUUCAGGACAACAUCCAUCAAGUGGGAUGAUUCAUUUUCAAAAAUCCAGUACCGGAGAUUUACACACGAUAUCACAACAACAACAACAACAACAACAACAACAGAGAAAGCCUAGUAGAUGGAACUAA
This is a messenger RNA of Rhizopus microsporus ATCC 52813, 2249 nucleotides long. RefSeq names its product P-loop containing nucleoside triphosphate hydrolase protein. Gene Ontology annotation, molecular function: RNA helicase activity; ATP binding; RNA binding. Bases 159 to 2249 code for a protein of 696 amino acids. The transcript has 8 exons. Lineage: Eukaryota; Fungi; Mucoromycota; Mucoromycetes; Mucorales; Rhizopodaceae. The record is from RefSeq and is a predicted model, not a curated record.